AUGGAAGUCAUGCUGGAGAUCUAUAGGAAUGUGGCGUCUCUGGCAAAGGAUGAUCAGAUGAAUGAGGAGGGUGAGGAACUACAGCUGCGUUUGCCAGAUGAAGUUAUUAAUAAAGACUCGAAAGGAAAUGUAAGGAAUCAAGGCAGACCCAAGAGAACGAAGGACAGCCAUUUUGUUAAGAAGAGAAAUGGAAGAAAGCGUAAUGAACAUUUUCCCAAGCACAAUAGAAUGGAGAUGAGUCAGUUCAUUAAGUAUGGAAAGGACAUCAGAUGCACAGAGUGUGGAAAGAAAUUCAGUUGGAGUGACAGUUUUCAACAGCAUCAGAGAACCCACACAGGAGAGAAACCUUUUGCAUGCUCAGCAUGUGGAAAGAGAUUCAGUCAGAGUGGCCGUCUUAAAAUCCACCAAAGAACUCACACAGGGGAGAAACCUUUUGCAUGCUCAGUGUGCGGAAAGAGAUUCAGUCGGAGUGGCCAUCUUCAAAAGCAUCAGAGAACCCACACAGGGGAGAAACCUUUUGAAUGCACAGAGUGUGGAAAGAGAUUCAAUCAGAGUGACCAUCUUCAAAAGCAUCAGAGAACCCACACAGGAGAGAAACCUUUUGAAUGCUCAGAAUGUGGAAAGAGAUUCAGUUACAGUAGCGCUCUUCAAAAGCAUCAGAGAACCCACACAGGAGAGAAACCUUUUGAAUGCUCAGAAUGUGGAAAGAGAUUCAGUCACAGCAGCAAUCUUCAAACCCAUCAGAGAACCCACACAGGGGAGAAACCUUUUGCAUGCACAGAGUGUGGAAAGAGAUUCAGUCGGAUUGGCAGCGUUCAAUUGCAUCAGAGGACCCACACAGGAGAGAAACCUUUUGAAUGCUCAGAAUGUGGAAAGAGAUUCAGUUACAGUAGCGCUCUUCAAAAGCAUCAGAGAACUCACACAGGAGAGAAACCUUUUGAAUGCUCAGAAUGUGGAAAGAGAUUCAGUCGCAGCAGCAAUCUUCAAAUCCAUCAGAGAACCCACACAGGAGAGAAACCUUUUGUAUGCACAGAGUGUGGAAAGAGAUUCAGUCAGAUUGGCAGCCUUCAAUUGCAUCAGAGGUCCCACACAGGAGAGAAACCUUUUGAAUGCUCAGAAUGUGGAAAGAGAUUCAGUCACAGCAGCAAUCUUCAAACCCAUCAGAGAACCCACACAGGGGAGAAACCUUUUGCAUGCACAGAGUGUGGAAAGAGAUUCAGUCGGAUUGGCAGCGUUGAAUUGCAUCAGAGGACCCACACAGGAGAGAAACCUUUUGAAUGCUCAGAAUGUGGAAAGAGAUUCAGUUACAGUAGUACUCUUCAAAAGCAUCAGAGAACCCACACAGGAGAGAAACCUUUUGAAUGAUCCGAAUGUGGAAAGAGAUUCAGUCGCAGCAGCAAUCUUCAAAAGCAUCAGAGAACCCACAUAGGGGAGAAACCUUUUGCAUGCUCAGAGUGUGGAAAGAGAU
Heteronotia binoei (common prickly gecko) is the source of this 1468-nucleotide messenger RNA. RefSeq names its product zinc finger protein OZF-like. Gene Ontology annotation, biological process: regulation of transcription by RNA polymerase II. The record is from RefSeq and is a predicted model, not a curated record. The transcript has 2 exons. The coding region runs from base 1 to 1365 and encodes 454 amino acids. Gene Ontology annotation, molecular function: DNA-binding transcription factor activity; RNA polymerase II cis-regulatory region sequence-specific DNA binding. Lineage: Eukaryota; Metazoa; Chordata; Lepidosauria; Squamata; Gekkonidae.